AUGAAAUCUCAAGCAAUUCUUCGUCUUUGUUAUUCAACUACUCGUUAUAAUCCAUCGAUAUGUACUGGUGCUGCUACAUCAUAUCAAUCUCGUCGAUGCAUUAGUUUACAUGAAUAUCAAAGCAAAAAAAUUCUUAAUGAAAAUAAUCUCAAUGUCCAACGUUUUCAAGUUGUGGAUAAUCCACAAGAUGCUAAACGUGCUGGAGAAGAAUUAAUGAAAACAAUUGCUAAAGAAUUAGUUAUCAAAGCUCAAGUUUUAGCCGGUGGCCGUGGUAAAGGAACAUUUGAUAGCGGAUUAAAAGGUGGUGUUCGUUUGACAAAAGAUCCAGUAGAAUGUGGUAAUCUAGUUAAACAAAUGGUUAAACAUCGUCUUGUAACAAAACAAACACCACCCGAAGGUGUAGAAGUUCAAAAGGUUAUGGUUGCUGAAGCAUUAGAUAUUGCACGUGAAACAUAUUUAGCUAUAUUACUUGAUCGUGCUUAUGGUGGUGCAGUUUUAAUGGGUUCACCAAUGGGUGGUGUUGAUAUUGAAGAAGUUGCAGAAAAACAUCCGGAACAAAUUUUUACUUCAGCUAUUGAUCCAAAGAUUGGUUUAAAGAAAGAUCAAGCUUUAGAUAUGGCAAAAAAACUUGGAUUUAAAGAUAAAUUAGCUGAUGAAGCAGCUGAUCAAAUUAUGAAAUUAUAUAAAUUAUUCUUAAAAUAUGAUUGUACACAAAUCGAAAUAAAUCCAUUUGGUGAAACACCAGAUAAACGAGUAAUCAAUUUUGAUGCAAAAUUAAGUUUUGAUGAUAAUGCAAAAUUCCGUCAAACGAAUGUUUUUGAUAUGGAAGAUACUGCUGAAAGUGAUCAACGUGAAGUUGAAGCAACACGCGCCGGAUUAAAUUAUAUUGGUUUACAAGGAAAUAUUGGUUGUCUUGUCAAUGGUGCUGGUUUAGCUAUGGCAACUAUGGAUAUUAUUAAAUUACAUGGUGGACAACCAGCUAAUUUCCUUGAUGUCGGAGGUGGUGUAAAAGAAGAACAAGUACUUGAUGCAUUCAAGAUUUUAUUUACUGAUAAUCAAGUUAAAGCUGUUCUUGUCAAUAUAUUCGGUGGUAUUGUUAAUUGUGCUAUUAUUGCUAAUGGCAUUGAAAAAGCUUGUAAAAAACUUGGUUUAAAAAUUCCACUUGUUGUUCGUCUUCAAGGUACAAAUAUGGAUGAAGCACGUCGCAUACUCAAUCAAAGUUCAUUCCCAAUAACUGCUGAAAAUGAUUUUGAAAAAGCAGCACAAAAAGUUGUUUCAUUAGUGAAGAAUAGCAGUAAAUAA
This is a messenger RNA of Adineta steineri, 1302 nucleotides long. NCBI's taxonomy places the organism in Eukaryota, Metazoa, Rotifera, Eurotatoria, Adinetida, Adinetidae. The record is from the annotation of a GenBank genome assembly.